Molecule: messenger RNA, 1530 nt
Organism: Saccoglossus kowalevskii
Lineage: Eukaryota; Metazoa; Hemichordata; Enteropneusta; Harrimaniidae
Product: solute carrier organic anion transporter family member 4C1-like
Biological process (GO): sodium-independent organic anion transport; transmembrane transport
Cellular component (GO): basolateral plasma membrane
Molecular function (GO): protein binding
Source: RefSeq, a predicted model, not a curated record
AUGGACUUAUCAGUUGAGGAGGAGACUGGUAACCAUGAUGAUGAAUCGUUAAUUGAAAGAGAUUCAUCCAGUUCAUUAAUAGAAAGUGAUAUCCAUCUGUGGGGAUGGUUUAACAUUCGUCACAGAUGUUUACAAGUUUUCAACAGCGGUUUAUGGCUGUGUGUGACGCUAAGUACUUUCAUGUUCGUCCAGGGAAUGAUCGUUAGUGGAUUUGUUGCUACAAGUAUAUCAACCAUCGAGCGUCGUUUUGAACUUCCGAGCAUCGCUACAGGACUUAUAGUUUCGGUUUAUGAUCUUACCGCUGCCAUUUGUGUUCUGUUUAUGAGUUUUUACAGCGAUUAUGGAAAUAAACCGAGAAUUCUUGCAAACUCUACCAUAGAUUGUGUCACUGAAGAAGAGACUUCCAAAUCUCACAUUUUAAUUGUUUUCAUCAUUGGCCAAGUUUUGAUUGGUUGUGGUGCAUCCCCGCUGUAUACACUGGGUACUACUUAUCUGGACGAAAAUGUCAGAACCGAGAAAGCAGGGAUAUAUGUGUGUGACAAUUACUCAAGAACAUCCAGCCUGGGUCGGUGCUUGGUGGUUGGGUUUUUUAUUGGAUCCAUAGCUGUAUGGUGUAUAGUGUUGCCAAUUAGUGGUUUCCCAAGAGAAAUGAAAAAGACAAAACAAAUCAAGGAAGAGGAACAAUUAGAGAUGCUUGCUUCAUCAUCCCCAGACGUUGCUAAGAAACCACGAUAUGGAAUGUCAGUCAAUGAUUUCCCAUCCUCUGUUUGGUCAUUACUACGAAAUGCUACUUAUUUGUGUAUAACUGGGACAGCCAUCACAGAAGGUCUUCUGAUUGGUGGAUUUACGUACUUCAUGCCAAAAUUUAUUGAAAAUCAGUUUGCUGUAACUUCGUCUGCAGCAUCUGCGCUUUGUGGUGUUGCUGUGAUUCCUGGUGCUGCAGGUGGUACGUUUCUUGGUGGGUGGUUUAUCAAAAAAUUCAAACUUCAAAGUGCUUGGAAUGAUCAGACAUUCUAUAACUGUCAGUGUAUCCCAGAAUUCAACUGUACAGUGAAUGGUGAAAGUUACAGCAGUGGAUGUGCUACUGUGGGAGAAUGCGACAAAGCUUGCUGGACUUUACCAGUGUUCUUAAUGUUAUUUUUUCUGUCUAUGUUGAUGAACUUCCAAUUGACCGUCCCUGCUGCUGCGAUAACACUAAGAUGUGUCCCAGAAAAUCAAAGGAUGCUGGCAAUGAGUAUCCAGUCUGUAUUCGCCAGGUUGUUUGGAGCUGUACCUGGAUUGUUAAUAGUUGGUGCUACUAUCGACAGUACAUGCCUAAUAUGGCAGGAGUCAUGUGAUCAGACUGGUGCAUGCUGGAUGAUUUACAAGAUAAAGACACUUGGUGGUAUAUUGAUUGACUUUAAAACGAAAUACCGAAAUGGUGCAGCAGAUUUAGCGAAGGAAGAGCCGUUAAUUAUCAGGGAAGAUAGUCGGGCUAACCUCAGUGAUGAGCAAACCCCAAUGAAAUUAAAAGCAGCAAAAGAUGAAUAA